Tarenaya hassleriana is the source of this 1392-nucleotide messenger RNA. RefSeq lists its product as uncharacterized. The record is from RefSeq and is a predicted model, not a curated record. Bases 323 to 1210 code for a protein of 295 amino acids. Lineage: Eukaryota; Viridiplantae; Streptophyta; Magnoliopsida; Brassicales; Cleomaceae. The transcript has a single exon.
AUUGCAGUGAAAGAGAAGUUUAUCUCUCCACAACAAGAAGAGAGAGAGAAAAAAUUCAAAAAAAAGACAAGUUUCUUUCUUUUUGUCUCUUCCCUACUCCCAUCUAAGGCAAAUUUCCAUCUUUUCUCCACAAGCGGUUUUGAAAUUGCUUGUCAAAAUCCCCCUUUUUCAAAAAAAAAAAAUUUACAUAUCGGGUUCUCUCAAGCAUUCAAAAGGGUAUCCAAAUCCUGCGUCUUUUCUGCGAUUUCACGAGGGGUUUCAUAAUUUGGGUGAAUUAGGGUUAUGUGUUCAUGUGAUGUGAGGGAGAGGAAUCUGGAGAAAGAUGAAGACUGUUAGUGAGUUAGGUAUUGGGUUGAGCUUGGUGUUUGGUUGCCUUCUAUUAGCACUUGUUGCAGAGGUCUACUACCUUUUCAGAUGGAAGAAGAACAAGAAGAGCAAGAGAAUCAUGAGCCAAGAGAGUGAAGAAGAGAAAGAAGAAGAGCACAACAAUGGAUACGCAAAGGAUCUCAUUCAGCUGUUCUGCUUCAAAAAGCCGCAGUCUUUACACCCCAACAAUGGCGGCGGAGGAGAAACAGUGGGAAACCCGGAUGGGGAUUUCAGCGAAACACAGGAUUUAGAGCUUGGACUGAUGAAACACUUGGGUGGAGACGCAGGGUUUGAGGCAGAAUUCAUGAAGCUUCACAACCAGAGGUUCCUUUUCACGAUCAAAGAAGAGACCAAGGAAGAUAUGGAGUCUGCUGACGGAAAAUCAAGGAAAGGGUCAAGGUCAAGAACUAGGAGCCUGAGCGAUCUUCCCUUGGGAGUAAGCGAAUGUAAUACGCCUCGAUUCUUCACCCCUUUGGCAUCUCCGACAAUGAAGUCAUCCCCCUCGCCUUUGGAGUCAUACCCAAACCAUGGAUUCAACCCUCUCUUUGAAUCAGAAGGCGAGCUCGAGUUCAACAGGUUCUUCAGGCCAUCGUCCUCACCUCCACCGAAAUUCAAGUUCUUGAGAGAUGCGGAGGAGAAGCUGAGGAGGAGAUUGAUGGAGGAAGCAAAAGAGGAGAUUGGUGGGUCAGUCUCAGCAUCUCCAAAACCAGAGUCUCUGAUUGUGACAGAGGGCUCUUUCCUCAAAUUCAUGAACUCUGCUAUGAACAGGGAAGAACAGAAUCUCCAAGAAUCUCAUGAAACAACGUCAUCAUCUUCUUUACAGGUACAAAUCUUAGAACACUAGAACGGAAGACCACUGGUCGUUCAGUUUACAUUUCUUCUUCUUCUUCUUCUUUUCGGCUUUUUUCUCAAAGAAUCUCAACUAAUGAGAAGGGUUUGUCUAAAUUCUUUUUAUUUCUCAUGCUUGUUCAUUGAGAAUGAUUUCCUUUCUUUAUUAAUCUAGAAAGCUGCAGAAUCUCACCGUAA